Molecule: messenger RNA, 1026 nt
Organism: Aspergillus puulaauensis
Lineage: Eukaryota; Fungi; Ascomycota; Eurotiomycetes; Eurotiales; Aspergillaceae
Exons: 2
Coding region: 1-1026 (341 amino acids)
Source: RefSeq, a predicted model, not a curated record
AUGCCGGAAGUGGGCUACUACUACUCCCGAAUAACGGCGGAGAUUGUGACGAUCGACCGUAUAAUUAGCAGCGCGGAGGCUCCCCAUGUUCUCUUCGAUUGGAAUUCCAUUCGGAUAGUGGGAAGCGAUGCUGGAGCAUACGAGAUUAACUUUGUGGUACACGACGAUAUGAUAAGAGCGGCAGCGAAUGCGAUUGUUCGUGAAGGGUAUCCCCUGUGUGCAAACCGGGCCUGUCCUGAAUUCCAGGAAGAUCGUCUCCCUGAGAUAGAUUCAAUGCCGGAUGAGACCGAGCAGGAGUACGAUGCAAAGCUCGACAAGGCCUUUAUGACUUGGCAAGAUCGGUUCCACCCUAUUGCGGAAGCCCAUUUCCAUGCCCCCGCUGGAUAUGUGCUCUCGCUGCACCGCAAAUCUCGCUUGCUCUGGUGGCUCCCUGACUUCCCUGUCAGGGCUCCCCCGCUAGAUGAUCCCUAUCUGGUGCGCACAACCGACUUCAGGCGCCUACCGGCACGCGGGCUUGAACAUUGGCCAGGCGUAAUCGAUUUAGACCUAGAAAUAGACCCUGCAAGCGGAGAAAGCACCGGUCCCUGGCGGCACCAGGAUCCUGUGACAAUACUGAGUAUAAUAUCACACGUUGAGGCCCUUAUCCUGCUACUUUGCCGCGACUUCCAUCUGAACCGGAGGCUUGACUGGAGGUGGUUCAACAUGCUUACUUUUCUUGGAGAGAGAAAGGUCCCCGGAGAGGAUAUUAUCAGGUAUAAGCUGCGAAGUGAACUGCAGCCAUUCUGGGAUCAGCUCCGUGGACAUACCCCUGUAGCACCAGAUGCCAAUAUCCUCGCACCGUUAUACGAGCUGCGUGAUAAACUGAUCCAGGAAGAUAGGCUUCCUGGCCUGCCGCCCGCUAAUUACUCCUCGAAAGACCUUUACCAGUUCGAAUUAACCAAGGAUUGGGCGACUGAUGCAUCCUUGCAGCGCUCGUGCGUUGGGAAAGCUCGGCGGUGGAUAGAAUAUAAGAUGAUGCCUCCGUGA